CUGAUUAUGGAGUAGAAAUAAACUCAUCUAAAUCACAGGGGGAACUAAAGAGCUGUAUCGUAAGGCUGUAUUCACAAAAAUGAUUGACGGUAGCGUCGUUGGUUACGAAGACUUUGGGAUUUGUGGACGCUUCGCUUAGGAUUUCGGACGUUUCCGGAACUGGUAGAGACGGUAAAAGAAGGACAAAAUGCCUGUUCUGUUUAAAGGAAGUAGCGAAUACAAGAGGAACUAUAAGUGGAAUCAGUCAUUCCGCUCCGGCUCAUUUGUGCCGAAACUAGAUCAAACAGCAAAAGAUGCUGGCAUGAGAUCGGACCAGGUGUCAUCAUCCCAGGAACCAAGUUUCACAUUGAAGAAGAAAGUUUGGCACAGAGACCCUCAAAUUCAGAGCUGUCUUAUUUGGUGGCCUGACAGUGAUACUGAAGAGAAAAUUAAGUCAUCUGCAGCAACCAUAUCACAUACAGAAAAAGGUGCAGCAUCACCAAUAGUAAAAGCUGAUAAGCAACGUAAAAGUUUAACAAAUAAGAAAUCUCCUGAGAAAACCAAAGCUAUUCCACAACACAGAAGUCGCAGCUUAGAUGGUAGCGUGAUACUUGCGCCACGAAAAGAUGUUCAAGCAGAAAAAAGAGCUGACUUGCUUUUACCAUCGUCGUCUCAAAAAUCACCAAAGCAAAUUGAUGGUUCAAAAAAAGACAGGGGUGAUGAAAAGAACGUGCCAAGAGACAAACGAAGUCUCAAACAGGGAACUUCUUACAACAGCAAAAAUAUUACUCAAAUAUCAAAAACUGAUUCUCCAACUAAACGUUCCAAAGGUUAUGAUGCAAAGACUAAAGUGAUUCAACCAAGCUCCAAGUCAUCUCCGGGUAAAAGAGAAAUUUCAGAACAACCCAGACAAAGCAUGACUAGUUCAAAAAAGUCAAAGCAAAUUAAAGAAAAUAUUCCCCUCAAACACAAGGCUGGUUUGCAGUCUAACAAGCCCUCUAGAACAUCAAAGGCGAGAUUAUCGGAGUAUCAGCGUAAUUUUAUGCCACCCAAGUUCGCAGUAAAACAAUCUCCACUACUUUCUGCACUUGAUGUUGUGUAUUCUUCUUCUCCUGCAAUUCCACCACAUGGGGGAAUAAAAUUUCGUCCUACUACGGAAUACAUAUCAAACUUCAAAGCCAAAGAUUCACCUUUGAUCAACAGGCCAUCCCAGACUUCACCUGCAUCCCCAUCAAUGAAAGCUCGCGUGAGAGAUUUGCAGAAUCCACAAAAGUCAUUUUUUACACAUGCAAAGAAAAAAGAUUUGCAAUCAGAAUAUGCAGCCCAAUUUGAAGCAGUAAAAGUCUCACAAGCAGGGGAGUUACGAAAUUUGGCAGAGAACAACAAACAGAAACACCUCGGAACACAUAUUGAUCCAUAUCAUGCAACACAAGUUGCAUCCCCAUACAACAAAUGCUGGGAAGCAUCUUCUAAUGGAAGUGGUUUAAAAAGUGAACAAAACGAAUCUGAGAUUGACCAAGAGGAUCUUAAAGAACAAGAAAAAGAUGCAGAAGAUAACUGGAGCAGAGCGUCUCAAAUUGGGAGUGAUCAUACCGAAUCUCUUGAUACUGAAACAGCAAUUGAAGUCGAUAGUUUAGAAUAUGACACUUCUCUAACAACUGGAGAUUCAGUCGCAAGGAAAUUAGCUUGGGGUGAACCUGAUGAUAAUAAAGAGGAAUCUGAUAAAAAAUCUGACCUAUCUGUUGAACCUCAGUCGAUUCUUGAAGGACGUCUAACUACACCAAGACUCCAAGCAAUGGGCGGUGCACGAAGAAGCCAUCUUGACUUGACAACACCUUCAAAGGGUGGGGCACUUUUGGUGUCACCAUCUCGUCAUGAAUCUUCCACAGGUAGCUUAGCCUCUUCAGAACCUGUAGAAGAAAAUUCAUCACCUAUUGCAGGUGCCCCUACAUAUGAUGCACAAAAUCUUCUGAAAGGUCGCACACACACUCUAACUCGUUUAAGCCCACGCUCUGCACCAGUCAAAUGCACACGUGAAAAAGGCCAACGAUCCACAUCUGUAAAAUCACCUAUUGUAAAAAAGGAGUCACCAAUGAAAAGAAAACAGACACCACCAAGCUCCAGCCCCAUCGUAACAAGGCAUGUAUCUUCCUUGCGAAACAUCAGGGCUCCAAUUAAAGGAUCACUCAGAAGUGAAGAAUUCCAGCACUGUGGUCCUCUAGGAAGACCUCAAACAACACCAGUAAUGGCUUCUAGAGACGAUGAUGUCCUAUCUGUUGCGUCUUCAUUGACAUCAGCGCGUGCAUCAGAGUUGCUUCAAAGGGCAAAAGAGAGGAAGAGCUUUUGGACCACUGUAUAAACAAUUUAGAUUUAAGUGCAGUGCCAAACUUUGUGCACCUGUCAUUGCUGCUUGAUAUAUAAUUAUUUGCCAAUUGUAGGUGUAGAGGUCCUAACAAAAUGUAGAAACAUCAAUUUCACAGAUUCUUGCCUUAAGCAAGAACAGAUGUGAUAAAUUCCAGACAUUGAAAGGGUAUAGGUUCUAAAUCAUGUAUCUCAAUUUUUCUGUUCAAAAUUAGGCUACCCCAUCAUAAUACAUAGUUGAAAAGAAACUAUGCAUCAUGGAGACAUUGUGAUUUUAUGAGACUUCUCUUCUUCAAGUAGGUUUGAUAUUAUUUUAUAUAUAUUUGUAUGUACCUUAAUGUAAUUACACAAAUAAAACGAUUUUUAUAAUAUAA
This is a messenger RNA of Styela clava, 2714 nucleotides long. Its product is annotated as nuclear protein MDM1-like. The record is from RefSeq and is a predicted model, not a curated record. NCBI's taxonomy places the organism in Eukaryota, Metazoa, Chordata, Ascidiacea, Stolidobranchia, Styelidae. Gene Ontology annotation, molecular function: microtubule binding. Gene Ontology annotation, biological process: negative regulation of centriole replication.